This is a messenger RNA of Actinia tenebrosa (Australian red waratah sea anemone), 2527 nucleotides long. Its product is annotated as solute carrier family 22 member 15-like. Gene Ontology annotation, biological process: transmembrane transport. Lineage: Eukaryota; Metazoa; Cnidaria; Anthozoa; Actiniaria; Actiniidae. Gene Ontology annotation, cellular component: membrane. Gene Ontology annotation, molecular function: transmembrane transporter activity. The record is from RefSeq and is a predicted model, not a curated record.
UCAAGUAAGGUCUCUUCUAUAGUCAAGACCUUUCCCGGAGCUCGACUGCUUGCACACUGAACAUUAGCCUCUGACAUUUAGCACAACACAAAUAUACUUUACAUACGCCUGACCUAAGUCAGAGGUCAUUUGGACUUGAGCCAGACCGAACGGCAGUUGAGCUGAUCUCGUAGUGUUGCUGUUUUGAACAAUUUCCUAAUAUAACCAAGCAGCUAAUCCAUCACAUUCCAGUCAAAAGUUAUUAUGGUCGCAAAACAAAGCAAACCGAAGGCAGAUCUCGAGGACCUAUGGCAGCUUGUCGGUGGUUUUGGACGCUACCCUAUUCUUCUAACAAUCUUUAUGAUGUAUGUAACGAUUGUAGUGAGCUUCCAUACAUUUAUACAGACGUUUUACGGCACUGCUCCGAAUUACGAAUGUGUCUCUAAUGAGCCGAACAACACUAGCUCUUGUCCGGUCAAUAAGUGUGGAUGUCAAAAUUGUACAUACGUUUUUGCUGAAGAGUUUACAAGCGCCGUAUCUGAAUGGAAUUUGAUCUGCACGCGUGGCCACCUCAAAGCAAUGACCCAGGCUGUUUUCAUGGCGGGACUUCUCAUCGGUUCUGUGGGAUUUGGAAAGUUCUCAGACCACUUUGGAAGAAAACCAACGACCUUUGUCAGUCUUAUUUUGAUGGCUUUAUUUGGGUUUGGCUCCACGUUCGCCAACAGUCUCACACUCUUCGCCGUCAUGCGAUUUGGUUCCGGUUUAUCUACUUCCGGUUCCAUGUUGGUCAAGUUCGUGUACUGUAUGGAGAUAUCUAGACUUCCCCAGCGUACAUCCAUGGGAAUUAUUUGCAAUUUAUUUGUAGCAAUAGGUGCCAUGUUGUUGACCCUGUUAGCUUACUGCUUACCUGAAUGGCGCGAUUUGAUGCUGGCUGUCACUCUUUCCGGUAUCCCAGGAAUACUUUUGUGGAGAUGGUUUCCUGAAUCACCUCGGUGGCUAAUAGCAAAAGGAAAGCUAAAAGAAGCUCAGACAGUAUUCGAGAGUUUCGCGUCAACAAACAGUGUGCAAGUAGAUUCCAAUCAAAUCGCCUCGACCAUCCAGGACAUCAAGAAUGCUGAAUCACAUACCUUCAUCAAAACUGAUAAAAAGAGUAUGACUGGAAUCCUUGACCUUGUUAGGACUCCCAAGAUGAGAAAGCGUUCCUUGGUGUUAGCUUAUAACUGGUUCGUAAAUUCUGUGAUAUUUUAUGGCAUCACUUUGAACGCCAAGAACCUUGGUGGAUCGCUGUAUCUAAACGCGUUUAUCCUGUUUGGUGUUGGCAUUCCAUCAAUAUUAUUACUAUGGUACGUUCUUAAGAGACUGGGUCGUCGUAUCUGUUAUUGUCUUUUUAUGUUACUUGGUGGCAUAGCGUGUGCCAUGGUCAUUGCUGUCCCAGGAACAUCAGGGGACCAUCCUGCAGUUAAAGCGUUGGCUAUAAUCGGGAAUUUUUGUAUCAUCGCUACAUUCUCAGGAGUCUAUAUUUACAACCUUGAAUUGAGUCCAACUUUACUCAGGAAUCUUUCUUUAGGAGUUGGUUCCAUGUUGUCUCGUGUGGGAGGGAUAGUCGCUCCGUACGUCGUGUUCCUCAAUGACAUAAUGCAAAACCUUCCACUUGUCAUAUUUGGAGUAAUGGCUUUUAUUGCUGGCACUACUGCAUUACUUUUACCUGAAACCCUAUUCAGUUCCAUGCCCCAGACCGUUCAACAAGUAGAGUCCUGGGAUGAGGAUUACAGUGUUCCGUGGAGAAGAAGAAGACAUCGAGACCAAGUAUCAAAGAAUGUAACGAAAGAAGGGGAAGCUGACGAUUUGAUAAAUGGGAACAUUUUGGACAACAGCAUGGAUUUGUACUUUCGUGAAACAACCGUGUAGCCGAAUCACUUGUGAUACGUCACCAUCGACAGGGCAGAAAAACGGUUUUUGGCCUUUCGCCAUAAGGACAGCUUUACGUAUUUAAGCUCAAUAUUUUAUAAACACGUUCUUUUGGAGCCAUAUAGCAAAAUAUCAAAUGCAACCAAAAUUUAUGGAAUGCGCAUUUGAGAUAUGAAGCCGUGUACUUUGGGAGAGGUGAUAUUUUGAUCAGCAGAAAAAUUGACAUUAGCGUGAAUACUAAUAAGUAAAUUAACUGUAAUAAUUCGACAAAAUUUCGUCACAAGUUUCGAGCAGCAGUGACACAAAUGAAAAGCUUGAAAAUUUGGAGUAUUAAACUCAGUUAAAUAAAAAAAUCGUGAAAGUAGCGGGCUUAUCGUUUUUCUACCCUGUCGUCACCUUCAUCUUACCUUACUUAUUUAUCGAUAUAGGGGCUCUAUCAUUACCUAUUCCCAGGGGGAGGGGAUCGGAAGAUAUUUUUGUUGCAACAUCGUCGAUAUUAAUUAGUGCCAACAAGAGGCACUGUAUUUGUUUCCUGAUUCCCUCUCAUUAGUUGGUGCUACUAAGCGAUUACCUCUAUGAAGAACUGUAAAUAUUUUAGUUGAUCCCGGCCCCUCCAGUUGUCUACUGAAAAACUUUUGUA